GUGAUGAGCACAUCCCCACCUAAAAAGCCAUGAUCCUCUUCCCACGAUGCCAUCUGUUUGAAAUAGGGGACCAACCAUGGUGUCCCGAAUGGAUGCGAGCCUACAUCCAAUCAUAUCUAACACGCGUGUGGAAUCUGCAUAUCCCGCCCUUCAGCAAGGCCCCUCCAGCAGGUAUAGCGGCGGACCUUAUUCUGGAGCACGUAAAGGAUCCAGAUUCAUUCACAUUUGUUGAUCUUUGUGCGGGUGCAGGAGGGCCGACUGGAACGCUUGAACAUGUCUUGAAUGCGAAGCUUAGAGAGGAAGGCAGGCCAACAGCGCGAUUUGUUCUCACGGAUCUGUACCCCCGGGUUGAAGAAUGGUCUGCGAUUAGUAGACGGCAGGAGAAUAUCUCGUUCGUUUCUGAGCCUAUGGAUGCGACAAUAUGUGAGAGAGUGGCACCGAGGAAUCGGAAGGAGUGCAGAAUCUUUAAUCUCUGCUUUCAUCAUUUUGAUGAUUUGCUGGCGUCGACUAUAUUGCGGAAGGCGACGGAGUCUGCUGAUUCGUUUAUAAUUUUUGAAUUUGCUCAGCGCAAUUUCACUUCGUUGCUCAACAUUCCUGUUAUGCUUCUUUUUCCUUUUUGGUAUACAGCUUGUCGGUACAGAUAUUCUCCUCUGCACUUAUUCUUCACAUAUGUGGUUCCCUUGCUAUCUUUGCUUAUUUCUUUUGAUGGCCUGGUGUCGACCAUGCGUUGUCGGACACCGGAGGAGAUUCGAGCGCUCUUGGAUCGACCGGACUUGGACCUCAGUGACUGGGAAUUUAAGAGCGGGCACCGUAUGUUGUUCGAGCCGUUUGUACAUAUCUACUACUACAUCGGAGUUAAAAAGGAAAAAUUGUAA
This is a messenger RNA of Aspergillus pseudotamarii, 875 nucleotides long. RefSeq lists its product as uncharacterized. The coding region runs from base 30 to 875 and encodes 281 amino acids. The transcript is spliced from 2 exons. Lineage: Eukaryota; Fungi; Ascomycota; Eurotiomycetes; Eurotiales; Aspergillaceae. The record is from RefSeq and is a predicted model, not a curated record.